AUGAAUACAGUCGAAGAAAUCAAAAAACAACGUGAAAUAUCGUCGAAGGGAAAAGAGAAGAGAUUAGAAAAGGAGAGGUUGGAGCAAUUGAAAUAUUUGCAACGUGCAUUGGUUGAAUUUGGCAAGGAUAAAGGUAACAAACAAAUUGUGUAA
Molecule: messenger RNA, 153 nt
Organism: Entrophospora sp. SA101
Lineage: Eukaryota; Fungi; Glomeromycota; Glomeromycetes; Entrophosporales; Entrophosporaceae
Source: the annotation of a GenBank genome assembly